This is a messenger RNA of Triticum dicoccoides, 1477 nucleotides long. RefSeq names its product tetraspanin-2-like. The transcript has 2 exons. Gene Ontology annotation, cellular component: membrane. NCBI's taxonomy places the organism in Eukaryota, Viridiplantae, Streptophyta, Magnoliopsida, Poales, Poaceae. The record is from RefSeq and is a predicted model, not a curated record. Gene Ontology annotation, biological process: auxin-activated signaling pathway. Bases 375 to 1199 code for a protein of 274 amino acids.
UGUAGCAGCACGCCCGACGGUGUCAAUCAGUGGCAUCGGCGCCGCCUUCUCUCCUCUCACCGGCGGACGCAGCACGGCGACACGACACGUGCGGGUGCGUCCACGGAAGCUGCCGGUGCCGACCUCCGCCAUCUCAUCGGUACAUCAUCCAAGACGCGCCUCACCGUGGGCUGCCUGAGUGAGCAGCGUGUGCCCGUGUCCUCCAUUUCACUUCACACCUUCUCUGCAGGUGCAACACAAUACCCUGGAAAUUGCACAAGGGCGAACAAGAAAAGUCUCCCUCCUUUCCAGUCACAGACUCGCUUCACUCCACUGCUCGCACUCUCACUCCCACUCUCGCUCGCUCCGUCGGCGAGUCCGCCCGCGCCGCGGCCAUGGCCGUGAGCAACAACAUCACGGCGUGCCUCAACUUCCUGGCCCUAAUCUGCACCAUCCCGGUGGUGGCCACGGGCCUCUGGUUCGCGUCCAAGCAGGGCGCCGAGUGCGCGCGGCUGGCGCGCUGGCCCGUGGCCAUCCUCGGCGGGCUCCUCCUCCUCGUCGCCCUCGCCGGCUUCAUCGGCGCCUACUGGAACCGCCAGGGCCUGCUGGCCGCCUACCUCUUCGCCAUGGCGGCCCUCAUCACGCUCCUCCUGGCGCUCCUCGUCUUCGCCUUUGCCGUCACCCACGGCUCCGGCGCGUACGACGUGCCCGGCCGCGCCUACCGCGAGUACCGCCUCGAGGGCUUCUCCGGCUGGAUGCGCGGGUACGUCGCCGGGGACCCGCGGCGGUGGGAGGGGAUCCGGGCGUGCCUCGCCGCCUCGGACACCUGCAAGAAGCUCACCAUGGAGACCGCCUUCUUCAUCGCCCCCGAGCAGUUCUACCAGUCCGACCUCUCCCCUCUCCAGUCCGGCUGCUGCAAGCCGCCGACGGCGUGCGGGUACGCGUACGUGUCCCCGACGGCGUGGGCGAGCCCGGCGACCCCGGCGGCGGACGCGGACUGCGGCGCGUGGAGCAACGACCCGCGGCAGCUCUGCUACUGGUGCGACUCCUGCAAGGCCGGCAUGCUGGGCACCCUGCGCGACCAGUGGCGCCGGGCCAACGUGGCUCUCGUCGCCGCCACCGUCGCGCUCCUCGUCGUCUACGUCAUCGGCUGCAGCGCCUUCAAGAACGCGCAGACCGAGGACCUCUUCCGCCGCUACAAGUGGAGCAACAACACCUGAUGCUGAUGCACGUAUCCCCAAGGGAGGAGUUCUAGUAUAUGCUGACAUUGUGUACUAGUAUGAUUAUGAACCAGUGUAGAUUAUGUAGUGGUAAGUAAGGUUGUACUGUCAGUGUCCAGUCUCUCUCCCUGAAAGAAGUUUCACUCUCAUGUCGACCUGGGAAUAGUUUGGACUGGAACUACAGUUUCAGUUUAGUUUUCAUACAGUCUGCCUUUGGAUUGGAUGAAAAUGGCUAAGCUUCUAAACUAAUUUGGUUUGGUCUGGGCUUUACCCAUUUA